Messenger RNA from Anguilla anguilla (European eel), 3323 nucleotides. Its product is annotated as G protein-regulated inducer of neurite outgrowth 3-like. The transcript has 3 exons. Gene Ontology annotation, cellular component: plasma membrane. The coding region runs from base 781 to 3321 and encodes 846 amino acids. The record is from RefSeq and is a predicted model, not a curated record. Gene Ontology annotation, biological process: neuron projection development. NCBI's taxonomy places the organism in Eukaryota, Metazoa, Chordata, Actinopteri, Anguilliformes, Anguillidae.
UAUAUUCCUUCUGAAAUUCGCCAGUUACUGUGGAUGCUCUUAACUUGCACUAGCUACGGCGUGCAAUGUGUCCAGGAUAGAGUCACACUGUGAAUGUCGCCCGGAAUGACAGCGACCGACCCAGCGCUAGUCUCAAGGGUGCACCUGUGGGCAAAAGGAGGGGAGGUCUCGGCGCUUCAUUUGGCGAGAGCACGUUGUUUUAUGACAGAUUAACUGGAAAGAAUGAACUCCGGGACACGUCGUAUGCAUUUUUGUUUUUGCUAUUUUACCUGAAAACCCAAUCGAGGACGAAAACAUCCCUGCCGGUAAAAUCGUAGCUAUGGAUACGUUCGCGAAGACCCCAGUGCACCUCGCAGAGAAUCAAUAUGUGACCUAAUUAUUAUUUCCAGGCUCUGAUAAGACUGCUAUUCUGUUUUGCUCCGAAGGCGUGGUUCUGGGGCACUUGACGCUCGCCUCUUAGUCCUCCAUUGCUAUUCAUUCCAAUGCCUCAAUCGUACGGGCAGAUACAAACGCUACUUAACUGGCGCAAUAAUCAAAUUAAGCACAGCGCGCAACAGACGCAAAGACGUAUCAGGUAGGCAGUUUUCGUUUUCAUUGACUCGGAUCGUUUGGAUCUGUUCUGGAAGAUGCCGAAUUCGUUCACAAGGUCAGAUGUAACUUUCGUCCUGGAAUUCGAACGUUCAGAAAUGGUUCUGAGACCAGGAGAAGCACGCUGAUAUAAAGCAGAGCUGCAGCCCUCCAUUCUGUAAUCGACUGUGCCCUGGAGAAGGGGAGCGUGAAAUGGGCACCAUCCCCAAACCGAAAAGGACUGUCACCAUUCAGAUGGGACCUCACAUUGCUGUCGUGGACAGCUUUGGGAACAAGGAGCCCACUGCCAGCUGGGAGAAGGAGCCAAACCUGAAAUUGAACAGCACAUCUACACCCCCGAAGGAGCACAGGCAGGAUAAUGUGUGCAUGGACAUGAGCACGGCCAACAGAAUCCACCACAGCAGACAGCCGAGCAGGGCAGACAUGUCCGCCUCAGCCUCCGUGGGUCACGGAGGGAGCGGGGAUUCUGAGGGCCUGAUUGGACGAGGCCUGGUGCAGACUGGAGCUCUGAUAGGUCAGGGUGUGGGCGAUUCGAGAGCUCUGAUAGGUCAGGGUGCGGGGGAUUCGGGAGCUUUGAUAGGUCAGGGUGCGGGGGAUUCUAGAGCUCUGAUAGGUCAGGGUGUGGGGGAUUCAAGAGCUCUGAUUGGUCAGGGUGCGGGCGAUCUGAGAGAGAGCCCCAGGAAGGGCUGCCAAGCAAGCGCAGGGCAGGAGUCGCCAAUACCGCCAAAGGACGAUUUGCGAGCGUGCGACGGGGUCUCGAAGGCGCUAGGCUUUGAGGAGCGGUCCGUGGAUCCCACAGCAGCGAGGCUCAGGUCUCACACACCUGAAGGUUUCCAAAAACGUGAAGUGACCUCGGCGUCCACUCAGGCAGCGAGGGAAACGUCUGGGCCAGAGCGGGCCUCCGAAGCGCGGGUGGCGAAGCGAGACCACGCUGGCAUCCCGGGCAUCCCGGGCAUCCCUGCUGGUGAAGACGUGCCGGUGAAAUCUGAUGGUUCUGUCCACACUGCGCUCCCGGCACAAACCGCCAAGCCUGAGGUUCACCAGGAGAACUCUGAACACCAGGGAAGUGAGAGAGGAGAGACGUCACUUCUCAGUCUGAGGGAAGGCCUCUCAGGAGGCCAGGUAACCAGCGCUACUCUGCACCGCACCGGGCUGACGGACACCGAGGGGAACCCGAGCGCCCACUGUCCCACGCAGGAGGAGUUAGGGGCGCAGAACGGCUCGGGCAGCUCCUCACAUCCUCACUCCUCAGGGCUGCUGCUGGGGGACUCUGCUGGAGGGCAGUGGAGCAGACCAGACCGUGCACAGGCGGCAGAGGGAGCUCCGCAGAGCACAGGUACCGCGACACAGGAAGUGCAGCUGAUACAAAGAGGACUCUGCAAACGCUUCCAGGACGUCGCCACCAUGACCGCGUCCCCCGAGCGCGGCGGGCCGUCCGGAGUGGCAUGGCGGGACGCGGAGGUGCAGGCGGUCCCGGAGGUCUGCAGCAGGUCCGCGGGGACGAGCCCCUCCCGCUUCCCUCUGGCCACGCCCCCCGGACUCUGCUGCGCGCCAGCAGGAGGGAGCGCUGGUCCCGCGGGGGCCGGCCCAGUGCAUGCUGGGUCACAACCCGCGGCUCACCCGCCACGGGACGACGCUUCGCCGAAAGAGGGCGGGGUCUUCAGCGACGCGUGCGUCCAAACCGCCGUCUCCGUCUCCUCUCGGGCCCGCACCGGUCCGUCUCCGCCCCCCAGCAGCCCGGUCCCGGAGAGCGGCAGGUCGGGGGGCAUUCUGGGUAAAAGCACUGGAGCCAGCCGCCAUUCUGGCUCUGCAGGGCAUCAGGACAUGGAGCUGGGAGCAAGGCCCAAAGAGCCAGGGCUGCAUCUGGGCCAUGUCCAGAAAGGGCCUUUACAGCCGGUUUAUCAGAUCAGCACUGCGGCGUGUAGCCAGUCAAACCACGCUUCCAGCAGCUUCCGUGAGAAGGAGCCAUCGAUAGCAGACCAGCAGAGUUUGUCCCAGUCAGAGUCUUCCAAUGGAGACCAUACAGGCAGCCUGCAUAAUAAACCUAUAGUCUCUAAUCGCGCGUGUCAUGCUGUCGCUGAUGUCAUGAGCUUUCCUGACCAAUCAGUGAGCGGUCCCACAGAUCCAGCCUGCUCCUCACCGCAGGACUCCAGGCUUCAGGUAGAGACACAAAUGCCGCCUGGUGUGCAAAGCCAGCAGGUGGAGCCGCUCGUGGUGGAGACAUGCCCCGAGCGAAAGGACGUUCCAGGUGAAGGGAAGUCCGAUCCAGAAUCAGAGCAGAGCAGCGGUCCGGAUCAGAGCCGGUCCAAAGCUGGUCCGGAUCAGAGCCGGUCCAAAGCUGGUCCGGAUCAGAGCCGGUCCAAAGCCGGGCCGGGUCAGAGCGACGCGGCCGUCCCGCCGCGCCCGGAUCAGGGCGGUUCUGAAGACGAGGGCAAGGCGGGCGCGGUGCCCGAGGUGGUGUGGGACGAGCAGGGCAUGACGUGGGAGGUGUACGGCGCGUCCGUCGACCUCGAGUCCCUGGGCUUCGCCAUCCAGAGCCACCUGCUGUGCAAGAUCAAAGAGCACGAGAAGCAGAUCCAGACGCAGACGACCCGCCUGGGCCGGUCCCUGUCCUCCGAGUCGCCCCGCGCCGGGAAGACCCGGAAGAGACCGCGCAGCGUCUUCCGCUCGCUGCUGCAGAACGUCCGCCGGCCCCCGUGCUGCCUGCGCACGCCUGCGUCCGCGCUGGAGUGAGG